Pseudogymnoascus verrucosus is the source of this 1387-nucleotide messenger RNA. RefSeq lists its product as uncharacterized. The record is from RefSeq and is a predicted model, not a curated record. The transcript has 3 exons. Bases 329 to 1150 code for a protein of 273 amino acids. Lineage: Eukaryota; Fungi; Ascomycota; Leotiomycetes; Thelebolales; Thelebolaceae.
CCUCCUUGGAUGAACAGGAACAAAUUAUUCAUUAAUAAGGGCUUGGAUUUUGUUUGAUGUGAUAGGUAGUAAGUGAGCAGAUGGCCACAAAACUACAUGUCUAAAUUCAUUCCAAGUAGUUUUAACUACACAGGCAACCUGUUCAUUGGUAUUAGUGUUGAGUAAAGACCUAUUAAGCCGCACCUACAAGGAUCAAUUAGGAAGGCGCGCCUUCUAGCCGCCAGAACACUCAACAAAGCUUUUAGUCUAGACCUACACCUCAACCUCAACCUGAUCAGUAAUCAAAAUUCGAGUUCACCUCCACGCCAACAUCACCACUAGGGCAAUAAUGGACCCGAUGGAGAUCGACACGACGGCGCCCGCAGCCCCAGCGUCUCCUGCCCUGGAAAGAAGCCAUACAUUCCCAGCUAGACCACCUCCACCUUCAAACAGGCCACCUCUUGCCAAACGCGUCUCGUUUGAUGUGCCUCAGCGAUUCGACGAGCCAAAGCGACACCGUAUCUCACCUCCGCCACCGGUACAGCUAACAGACACAACCACGUCGCCUGCCACACCAGCCACACCUACUCCCCCGACCAUCAGCCUCCUCCCCUCCAUCUUCCUCCCUUUCCACGGAGUUCCCACAAUCCCCUCCUCUGCGCCCCUAACCCGCGAAGCUACCCUCGUUCAGACGAUUGAGAACCUCACCGCACAGAAGAAAGCUGCAAAGCGGGUACAGAUUCACCUUGCUCUCCAGGAACGUGAUCGCAUCAUUGCCGCUGAGCGUGGUAAGGUGCGCGCUGCCGCGGAAGGGGGAGUGAGCGAAGCGUCGCAGGAUGUUACGGCAGAGGAGAUGGAUGCAAUUAUCUCGCGCCUGGCGGCAAGGCCAGACCCAAAGAAAACGAGUAGGGAGUUCGAGUUCAGAGGUGGAGACUGGAUCCGCGACCCCGCGGAGAGGGAGAAGUGGAAGCGGCCGAAGGGAGAGGAGUUGGGGCGUGGAGCGGCGGAGAAGGUGUUGGCGUUGACGGCUGAGGCAGCAGCGAAAAUGAAGGCGUAUGAGCUGCAGAGUAAUUUGGUGGUGGAGGGGAAGAAGAGGGCGCUGGAGAAUGAGAGGAAGAGGAUGGGGGCGUUGGUGGGGACAAGAGUGGAGGGAAGCGGCGCGACGAGGUGAGAUUGAGAUUGAGGUGAAAGAAAUGGGUUCUUGGUGCAUGAGCUGGCGUUUGGAGUUUACUAGGAGUUCUUGCACGUCAUGAGCUGUGGCACACGGAGUUUACUAUAGGAAUCGGAAUACCCAUGGAAACUAGCCUUCAUUCUGCCUUCAGGAAAGUGGCUAUAUACAGCCUCCACAAUGAUAAUUCUAAACACAAUGCAAAUUUCAAGACAAGACAUUAGAAGAAUUAAAUAGUUG